This is a messenger RNA of Vigna angularis (adzuki bean), 1265 nucleotides long. RefSeq names its product NAC domain-containing protein 21/22. Gene Ontology annotation, biological process: regulation of DNA-templated transcription. Gene Ontology annotation, molecular function: DNA binding. NCBI's taxonomy places the organism in Eukaryota, Viridiplantae, Streptophyta, Magnoliopsida, Fabales, Fabaceae. Bases 117 to 1019 code for a protein of 300 amino acids. The transcript has 3 exons. The record is from RefSeq and is a predicted model, not a curated record.
UCCUUCCUUUAUUAUACUUCUCCAAAUUUCUCACUUCAACUUUCAACCUCUUUUCUCUGUCAUCUUUCUCUUUCUCUUUCUCUUUCUUCUAUCUACACCUGUAUUCAAACCAAAACAUGAGCAACAUAAGCAUGGUAGAGGCAAAGUUGCCACCAGGGUUCAGGUUCCAUCCAAGAGAUGAAGAGCUUGUGUGUGAUUACUUGAUGAAGAAGGUCACACACAAUGAUUCCCUUCUCAUGAUAGAUGUUGACCUUAACAAGUGUGAACCUUGGGAUAUUCCUGACACAGCAUGUGUGGGAGGGAAAGAGUGGUAUUUCUAUACACAAAGAGACCGUAAGUAUGCAACAGGAUUACGCACAAACCGUGCCACUGCCUCAGGGUACUGGAAGGCCACAGGGAAGGACAGGCCUAUCCUACGCAAGGGCACCCUUGUUGGCAUGAGGAAGACUUUGGUGUUCUAUCAAGGAAGGGCACCCAAAGGGAGAAAAACUGAGUGGGUGAUGCAUGAGUUUCGCAUUGAAGGGCCCCAUGGACCUCCUAAAGUUUCUUCUUCUAAGGAAGACUGGGUUUUGUGUAGAGUGUUCUACAAAAACAGAGAAGUUUCAGCCAAACCUAGCAUGGGUAGCUGCUAUGAAGACACAGGCUCUUCAUCUCUUCCUGCAUUAAUGGACUCUUACAUUAGUUUUGAUCAAACUCAAGCUCAUGCAGAUGAGUUUGAGCAAGUGCCCUGCUUCUCCAUUUUCUCUCAGAACCAAGCAAACCCUAUUUUCAACCACAUGACAACCAUGGAGCCUAAAUUACCUGCGACUGCAUAUGGAGGAGGAGCACCGAAUUUGGGUUACUGCUUAGACCCUUUAUCCUGUGACAGAAAAGUGUUGAAAGCUGUUUUGAGUCAGAUCACAAAGAUGGAAAGGAAUCCUCUGAACCAAAGUCUCAAAGGGUCUCCAAGCUUUGGGGAAGGAAGCUCAGAGAGUUAUUUAUCUGAAGUGGGGAUGCCUCACCUUUGGAACAAUUACUGAUGUGGGACUUCAUUCCCCAAUGCCACCAUGGCAAACAAAAAUUAAAACAAGAAAACAAAAAAUGAAGAUGAAAUUAAUCCAUUGUUUGAAGUGAUGGUGAGUGCCUAUGUUUUUACCUGUGGUGUUUGGCUAUUACUAUGAUACACAUCCCUCCAUUAUGUGUCCCAAUAUAUUAGGAAAAUGGGACUUGUAAUUCAAACUUAUAAAUAUUUGUAGUUAAUUCUAGUUAGUGAAUGAUUUUUUUUU